CACGCCCAGACCCUCCGCGGUGACGUCACGCUCACGCAGCUCACGCAGCUCACGCGGAGGGGGCACGCGCUUGCACUCGCUGAACCGGCCCCGGCUCGUGCACAGUCUGCCUCGUGCACAGUCUGCCCCGCGCGUGUGUGUGUGUGCGCGCGUCUCUCUGUCUCUCAGCUGCUCCACGGGACACACGGGACACACGGGACACACGGGACACUCUUUGGACAGGACCGAGCUCUGCGGCGGGACACGGGACACGGGACACGGGGACAUGGACCGGGGAAAGCGCACGGUGGUCGUCACAGGUUUCGGGCCGUUCGGGGAGCACACGGUGAACGCCAGCUGGGUCGCGGUGCAGGAGCUGAAGAAGCUGGGCCUGGGCUCUGGAGUCGACCUUCACGUGUACGAGGUCCCCGUGGAGUAUCACACCGUCCAGACUCUGGUGCCCGCGCUGUGGGAGCAGUACCACCCCCUGUUGGUCAUCCACGUGGGCGUGUCCGAGAUGGCUACCACGGUGACGCUGGAGAAGUGCGGGCGUAACCAUGGCUACAGAGUGCGCGACAACAGCGGCCUGUGUCCCGACGCGCACUGUUGCGUCGCGGGAGGUCCCGACUGCAUCGACUCCGUGAUCGACCUGGAGUCCGUGUGUAAACGAGUGAGCGGGGCGGGGCUGGGCGUCGCCGUGUCUGUGUCCAAGGACGCCGGGCGAUACCUGUGCGACUUCACCUACUACACUUCGCUGUACCUGAGCCGCGGCCGCUCCGCCUUCGUGCACGUGCCUCCGCUGGGGAAGCCUUAUAACGGCGAGGCGCUGGGUUUGGUUCUUCAGGCCAUCGUCCACGGCAUCCUGGAGCUACUGGAGGAGCAGGAGCAGAUCCACUGUCAACAGCACCUCCUCUAAAGCCCCGCCCUGAUGUCAAACCAUAGACUGUAUACGUAAAUGGACAUGGCUAACCCGCUAGCCGCCGCGUUACAAACAGGAAGUGAUCACGGGCGCGCUUCCGUCUCCAUCGACUCUGGCUCCGAUUCACUUCACGUCAGACUUUUUUAUUUCACUGUUGUGUCCGUGAAUCAAGAUUUGAACGUUAAAAACAGACAAAUCCGGCGCCUUCUUUCCCCGAGGUAGCGUUAGCGUUAGCAGCAGGUUUGAUUGACAGCGUUGCUAAGCCCCCGCCUCCUGCUAAACCACUGGCGGGAAGGGGCGUUACCUCCAUUAACCUCCGUCCUGAUCGGCUCUUCGGUUGCUAUGACACUCGCGGUCGGGGCUCCAAAUUAGCCGCUAUAACCGCUAGCCUCGACGAGCUACAUUUAGCCGAACGCCGCGGGUGACGUCGCACUCGCUCGGUCCACUUCUUUAUACAGUCUAUGUGUCAAACGAACCAAACUUUUAGCGUUUAAACGUGUAGUUCACAAACCACUACCUCAGGACGAGAGGAGACGGGCGGGGCGGCGUUUAACGUCUCGCUCCAGGACGCGGUGGAACGUCGGUCUGAUAAAAAUCAUAGAAAUAGUUUUGUAACGGUUCAGCGCAGCACGUUUCCCCGCCCUCUCCUCCCGUUGGUCAGCCUCAGUCGCGCUGUGAGUGAGUGACAGGCGGAUUUAACCAAUCACAGGGAGCUGCUGAAGCGGAUGACUGAUUGGUGAAAAGUUAGGACUGUUGCCACGGGAAUUGCCAGAUCAAAACAAAAUAUGAUCUUCUGAACGGUCAGCCGUCCUCAAAAUGGCGGCAUCUGACAGGAAGCUGAAGCCCGUGGAUAUAAAGGUCUUUGUCAAACCGCCCUCCGCUCGUCCUCAAAAUCCCUCCGUUCAAACUAAAUGGCGUGGCUCCUCUCUCGACGGCGCGUGUGGCUCCUCUCUGCGCCUCCUCCCUCUGCGCCUCCUCCCUCUGCGCCUCCUCUCUGUGCGUGUGGCUCCUCUCUGCACCUUAUAGAGUUAGGGUUUUAUUUCUAUGUUGGAGCCACAUUGUGCAAAGUGUUUGUCAAAUUUAACUCAAAAAUGAUCCGAUAUUUACUUGGGUACUCCUCUGGGUACUCCACUGGGUACUCCACUGGGUACUCCACUGGGUACUCCACUGGGUACUCCACUGGGUACUCCACUGGGUACUCCACUGGGUACUCCACUUCCUCCUUAUUUCCUGUUUUGAUUUAAAGCUGCACUGUGUAACUUCUCCGGUGGAGCGUCUGCCAUCAUCAUUAAACUGAUCCAUCGUGCAUUUGCUGAGCCGUUUUAUAUCGAUGGAACAGACCGCGCCUCACCUCCUCGUCUCCGUGGAGAUGGAUACGUUUAAUGCCAUAAGGUGGAACAUGCAGGUGACACACCCUCCGCCAGAAAAGUUACUGAGUACAGCUUUAAAACGACCGUGAUAUAAAAGUAUAGCUGUAGGUCCCAUGUUUACUCCGCCCUGUAGCUCGUUUGUGCCUCAUACUCUGCAUGUUUUGUGUUUUGUUUAGUUUGUUUUUCUUUAGCUGAUUCUUUCAUAUUUAAGUCUCUUUUCUUUAUAAGAAGUCGUCAUUUUUGCCUUGAAUUACAAAGGUUUGAAUCAGGGAACGGGUUGGUUCCUCUCCACAGACCUGACACGGUAAUGCAGUUUAUAAAAAUAUGAUGAAUGUGAUAUUGAAGCGGCGUAAAACUGUGACAUAGUACUACAGUACUACAGUACUACAGUACUACAGUACUGCAGUACUAGUGUACUACAGUACUACAGUACUAGUGUACUACAGUACUACAGUAUUAGUGUACUACAGUACUACAGUACUAGUGUACUACAGUACUACAGUACUAGUGUACUACAGUACUAGUGUACUACAGUACUACAGUACUACAGUACUACAGUACUAGUGUACUACAGUACUACAGUACUAGUGUACUACAGUACUAGUGUACUACAGUACUACAGUACUAGUGUACUACAGUACUACAGUACUAGUGUACUACAGUACUACAGUACUAGUGUACUACAGUACUACAGUACUAGUGUACUACAGUACUACAGUACUAGUGUACUACAGUACUAGUGUACUACAGUACUAGUGUACUACAGUACUACAGUACUAGUGUACUACAGUACUAGUGUACUACAGUACUACAGUACUAGUGUACUACAGUACUAGUGUACUACAGUACUACAGUACUAGUGUACUACAGUACUAGUGUACUACAGUACUACAGUACUAGUGUACUACAGUACUAGUGUACUACAGUACUAGUGUACUACAGUACUACAGUACUAGUGUACUACAGUACUACAGUACUAGUGUACUACAGUACUAGUGUACUACAGUACUAGUGUACUACAGUACUAGUGUACUACAGUACUAGUGUACUACAGUACUACAGUACUAGUGUACUACAGUACUACAGUAUUAGUGUACUACAGUACUACAGUAUUAGUGUACUACAGUACUACAGUACUAGUGUACUACAGUACUACAGUACUAGUGUACUACAGUACUAGUGUACUACAGUACUACAGUACUAGUGUACUACAGUACUAGUGUACUACAGUACUAGUGUACUACAGUACUAGUGUACUACAGUACUAGUGUACUACAGUACUAGUGUACUACAGUACUACAGUACUAGUGUACUACAGUACUACAGUAUUAGUGUACUACAGUACUACAGUAUUAGUGUACUACAGUACUACAGUACUAGUGUACUACAGUACUACAGUAUUAGUGUACUACAGUACUACAGUACUAGUGUACUACAGUACUACAGUACUAGUGUACUACAGUACUAGUGUACUACAGUACUAGUGUACUACAGUACUACAGUACUAGUGUACUACAGUACUACAGUACUAGUGUACUACAGUACUAGUGUACUACAGUACUAGUGUACUACAGUACUACAGUACUAGUGUACUACAGUACUACAGUAUUAGUGUACUACAGUACUACAGUACUAGUGUACUACAGUACUACAGUAUUAGUGUACUACAGUACUAGUGUACUACAGUACUACAGUAUUAGUGUACUACAGUACUACAGUACUAGUGUACUACAGUACUACAGUAUUAGUGUACUACAGUACUACAGUACUACAGUACUACAGUACUAGUGUACUACAGUACUAGUGUACUGCAGUACUACGAUCAUUUCUACAUGAGUCGUGUUGACACUUUGCAGUGACGUCAGGGGGAGGUUCUACAUCAGGGGCGUCAAACACAUUUUCACCGAAGGCCACGUCCGCACAAAUGGCCGUCAAAGUCCCAGAUGUAAACUAAAUGUCACUACUUUUUAAAAUUAAUUCAAGUUACAAAUAUCACAUAAUAAUAAAAGUUACAAAUAUCACAUAAUAUCACAUUUGCAACGAUGUAAAAACAUGUGUCUGUAACUGCGUCUCCUGAUAAAAUCAUUUUAAAACCAUCACACCUUUAAUUUACUGUCGAGGGCCACGUAAAAUGAUGUGGAGGGCCACAUUUAGCCCACGGGCCUUGAGUUUGACACAUGUUCUACAUGUAUGUCUCUAGCAAAAUUUUCAGCAGUUGCCAUGGUGACACAACAACCACUGAAGUUUUAGGACAGUCUAAAAACAAAAUGGAUUAAAAGAGCACAGGAGCGAUCAGCCCGAGAUCAUCGUCCGAUUUUAGGAGUUUGAUUUUUAACAAAAAGACGAGACUCACUGAAAAACUGUUGGCUAACGCUGGCUAACGCUGGCUAACGCUAGCUAGCAUGUGACUGAUUUGAUUUGACAGGGACUUUAACAGUUGAACAGCUCAAAUCACCUGCUGCAGCUCCAGUUAAGUUUGUUAUUUCUGGUCAGAUUAAAACAAAGAUUAGAUUAAAGUGUAAUUUUACAGAUUCAGACAGAGCAGUGCCUCCAGUUAGCUCCGCCCCUUCCUGUUGAUGACGUCAGCUGCAAAGUGUUAAUUAUGAAACUCACUGAAGUCGUCGGUUAUUUUUUGUUUAGAGCCAUUUUAAUGAUACAAGCCUCAAUAGCUCAAACGUUAAAGUCGAACCGUGUAACUUUUCUAUGCCACCUGCUUAUCUCCAUGGAGACGUUAGUUAGUUGUGUUGUCUGUAAUGCUCCACAGUGCGGCAUUUCACCUGUGAAUCAUCCAACAGUGAAUUACACGUGUUAGUUUUUCUUUAAAACGCCUUGAAAAAACAUGGAUUCUGACUGAGCGGGGUCGCCUCUCCGCAGAUCUGAUCCGUGACAUGGCCGGGUGAUGCCCACAGCUCGCCGCCACGUGGAUGGACACGUUUAACGCCAUACUGUGGAAUAUUCCAGUCAAAGCCGUCACAUCUCUGCGUCUGUGUGGAGACGAGCAGGUGGCGUCGUGGAAGGUGACGGUAUCGAGAGCCGAUACUCGCGUUGGUAUCGAUUCACGUGUGAUUUUUGUAGCGGUCGUUAUGGUGACAGGCCUCAUUUUUCCAGCUCACACUUCCCCUUUAAUUUCAGGGCUCAGUUCAGACUAAAUCCACUGAGAUCUGACCUGGAAGUGCAAUGUUUUUUACAGAUCUCUGCUCCAUCCGCCGGAAACUCUGAAAACACCGAACAUGGGACUUUUGUGUUUGUGGCUGCGCAGUUCGGAAAAACAAACACGGAAUAUUUAUUAAUUUACAGGAACAAACUGGAAUAACCUGGAUGAUAAUGUCCUGAUAUCGGAUUCUAUGGGAAAAAUCACAGUUUUUGAAAGAAAUCUCCAAAAUUCUCCGUCACAAAUGUCGAACGUCUCAUUUUUAGUUUGAGUUUCGCUCCAUGAACUCGUCGCUUUGAUCGUUCGUCUUAAAAAUCCGUUCGACUGACGACACUCGCGUCUUUAGGGAUGAAAAAUGGCUCCACUUCCCGACGAUAUUGUGGAAAAAUCAGAUUAGAUUAACCAUAAACCAGGUCAACGAAACGAAAUGUGUGUGAUGUCACUUCCUGCUGAUUAAAAACGGCGUCGUCUUUGUCGUUUAAAGGUCACGGGGUCAAAAGCAUCGAAGUGAGACGCUAGGCUAGGCUAACGCUACACACGGUUAAUCCCGUUAUUCCAGAUUAUCCCGACAUUAUUUACACGUUUGACUCAGUUUGCGGUUUAAACGUGCGACUUUGAAAUGGAACCGUCUCCCGUUUGAUGAAAAAUGAACAAAAACAAAACAACUGAGCGGCGACGCCACAUCGCCCCCUGGUGUCGGGAGGUCGAUUUCUCCUUCAUUUUUUCCCCCCACAGACUUUACAAACAAAAAUUAAUAUUAAAAGUUUGAAAGCUCAGAGCUGAUCAUCUCUGUGGAACUAAAGACACGAGACCUGCGCUUUUAUUUCAUUUAAAAUCUGUAUCUUAAACUUUAUAAACGUCCGAUUUACAUAAACAUUUCACAGAAUCUCGUGUUUUAAAUGUGUUUUUUUUUACUUAAAACACCCGCGUUAUGGAUAUCAGUUCGAGCGCGCAGCUGGUUUGCCUCCACGAUGCUUUUGAACUCAACAUUUGAAUCUUUUGAAAAAGUUUAUGUGGAAAAAUGAAUGGGAAAUGAACCUCCGAUCCAGAGGGGGGCGCUGUCUGACGAGCUCCACGCCAGAUGCUGAUGUUUUUCCGCUCUGAGCAGCCACACUCUGCGUUUAAUAAAAGCUUUCCGUCGCCCCCUCGGAGUCGGGCACAGCUGCUUACGUUACAUCACGCCCGGUUCUGUGGGGGGCGGGGCCUCGCACUUGUCCGAACUGAGCCUCAUAGUCUGAAAAUCUGUAGCACUUUUAUUUGACUUAAAGUUUGAUCUUUUAUUUGAAUUUGUGAAAACUUCUCUGUUUUGAGUUUCAGUCGCUUUAAAGACGCAUUAUGUAACUUUUCUGGUGAAGAGUGCGCCCCCUGCUGGUCUAUGUGGGGCGGUGUCGUCGCGAUACUGAAAUUUCUAACUCGAUACUGAUACUAGAGGAUGAACUCGAUACUCGAUACCGAUAUUGAUCCCCAAACGACCAUUUUAAAAGCUCUUUUUUUUUAACAAUUUUGUCAUUUUCAACGCAAAAUAAUCGAAAUUGCUGAUCGAUACCUGCUCAAACGAGGGUCUAGUUUCGAUAUCAGCUUUAAUAUCGAUUAUUGUCUGAUUUGACCCUAAUGGCGAUGUCAUUAUUUUGCCUGGAAUGUUCCACAGUGCGGCAUUACUCUUCUUCUUUUAUCGCCUUCAUCCACUCACGUGUUUUUAUCGUCAGUCUCCACGGUGAUACACGAGUUUAAUGCCGCAGUGUAAAACAUUCCAGGCAAACGACGGCAAUAACAUCUCCACGGAGACGAGCGGGCGCCGGACCCCGCAGCGGGAAGGUUCCACAAUGCGUCUUUAAAGUUCUAAUAUGUAGCUUUGAUCUUAAUGUAGCAGAUUUUAUUAUUAUUAUUUUGUUUUUUGGCCGUGAAGUGUCGCUCCCAAAUGUGAAAGUUUAUUUCAUAGAUUUUAGUUUCCCCCUCGUGAAAAAAACAAAAAAACAAAAACAAAAAACAUAUCAGUCCUGUGUUUUUAAAGCUCUAAUAUCACAAAAUCCACUCCUGUAGAUUUAAGUCGCUGUUUCCUCCUCAAAAACAGACCUGGAGUUGUGUUUUUGUUUCAUUUAUUAUUAUUCUGUGACAUCUCCAAACCUCAAAACGCUCCGUUCCACCUUGUGAUGUCAUCGAGUGGUAGUUUUCAACCUCCUUUUUCCCCUUUCGCUCGGUAAAUAUCGGCGAACUCCAGGUCUGAAACGAUCCAAACGACUCCGGAAAUGACGACGUGCGGAGUCUAAAAACACAGCGGCGCACUUCCUGAUGACAUCACCAGGUGGAACGGGGCGUUUUCAGUUUCGAGAGAAGCUGAGGAAACGCCAAAAAAGAUGAAAUAGUUGCUACGUAACUUUUUUGCGGUGGAGGGUGUACGCCCGCUGCUCGUUUCCAUGGAGAUGCCGUCGCUUCGAUUGACUGCACAGCCCUUAUCUACCUCCACCGGGAAAAGUUCCGCAGCGCAGCUUUAAACGCGUCCCUGUGUCCGUGUCCUGAUCUGUGCCAAACGCGCGACUGUGACGUUCUGACUCUGCUCAAACGACGGGCGGCUCGUGUUUCCGUCCUGAUCUCGGGGUUCCUCUCUCGUGCCUUCUUCUUCUUCUUCUCCUCCUUCUUCUUCUUCUUCAUCGUUAAAAGGCCUUAAACGUUCCCCGGAUCAGAUCGGAAUAUCGGAUCAAAUGUCCCGUCUGAAAAUGUGUCUACCUCAGAAAGUGAAUGUUCCGGUGCUGUGACAUGAAGUGAACUUACAAUAAAAAGGA
This is a messenger RNA of Periophthalmus magnuspinnatus, 8199 nucleotides long. Its product is annotated as pyroglutamyl-peptidase 1-like. The record is from RefSeq and is a predicted model, not a curated record. Lineage: Eukaryota; Metazoa; Chordata; Actinopteri; Gobiiformes; Gobiidae. Gene Ontology annotation, biological process: proteolysis. Gene Ontology annotation, cellular component: cytosol. Gene Ontology annotation, molecular function: pyroglutamyl-peptidase activity. The transcript is spliced from 5 exons. The coding region runs from base 266 to 895 and encodes 209 amino acids.